AUGCCCCGGCCAACCCAAAAUCAGGACGAUCCGUCCUUUUGGGCGCCUGGAACACUUACCUUGGAGGAUUUACAAUCCGCCUCUGAACAAGUCAUUCUACAUCCGACGCCGUCCUCAGACCCCAACGAUCCCUUAAACUGGACCCCGCGGCGAAAGACGGUCAACUUCACCCUCGUCUGCUUUUACGUCUUGAUGACCUUUGUCCAGCUCGACGUCGGAUUUACAUCAUGGGACCAGUACCAAGACGAACUCGGCUUUUCCAUCGACUUCCUCAAUGCGGCGGCCGCCAUCAACUAUGCUGGUCUUGCCGUCGGUUGCAUCUUCCUUGUGCCCCUCGUGCAUAAGUACGGUCGCCGCCCCAUGUACAUUUUCAGCACCCUGCUGCAGCUCGUGUCGUGCGUAUGGCUCGGCGCGACCCAGACACGCGGCGACAUGAUUGGCAGCAACCUGCUCUCCGGUAUCAGCGGCGCCAUCAGCGAGACAAUUGUGCAGAUUACAAUUGCGGACCUGUUCUUCGUGCACCACCAUGGAGCCAUGAACGGCUGGUAUCUGUUCGCUACCUUCGCGGGUGCGUACCUCGGGCCAGUGGCGUCUGGGUACAUUGUCAACAGCCAAGGCUGGCGCUGGGUCUGGUGGUGGUGUGUCAUUAUUUUUAGUGUCAAUCUGGUGAUGAUUGUACUUUUCUUUGACGAGUCCAAGUAUGUCAGUAUCAUACAAGGUCAGCCAGGUCCCCGCCCCAUCGCAGCGAUAGCCAGCAACGAGUCCGGUGAAGCGCAGUGCGUUAGCGACGGGUUCGACAAGCUUGAGGCUGGCAUCAAACAGGUGGCGUCUUGCGACAGAACCAAAGAAACUGUUUCUGUCGGAUCCCACAUAGAUCCUACCAUUCCCCUCAAGACUCGUCGACAACGUCUUGCCUUGAUCACCAAGACUGAUGGCUCGAUGGCUGGGGACUUUUACCAGCCCCUGGUACUCCUGUUUACCUUCCCUGCCGUUGCAUUUAUUGCUUUAACAUAUGGAAGUUUAUUGGCGUGGUUUGCUGUUGUGGUGUCUGUGCAGGCGACAUACUUGUUCAACCCACCAUACAACUUCUCUGCCAUUGGUGUCGGUUUGAUGAACAUUGCUCCGUUCAUUGGCACCAUUCCCGCCAUUUGGGUUGGUGGAUACUUGAACGACAAGUCAAUCAUAUGGCUCGCGCGGCGAAAUGGAGGCAUAUACGAGCCUGAGAUGCGACUUUGGAUGUCGAUACCAAUGGCUUUUGUGACCCCGGCCGGCAUUCUCAUGUUUGGACUAGGACUUUACUAUGAGGCUCCUUGGCCGCUGCUGGCUGUGGGUUUCGGUGUUUUUGGUUUCGGGCUCGUUGUAGCUGGCGAUAUUGGGCUCUCAUAUGCUAUGGAUUGCUACCAUGAUGUUAUUGGAAAUGCCUUGGUUGGUGUUGUUUUUUCGCGCAACGUCAUCUCAGUGCUUGUUCUUUUCGCGCUCACCCCGUGGAUCGACGCGAUGGGCUUGCGCAACCUCCACGUCAUGAUUGCUAAAGAUGGCUCACCGACAGCCGACACAUCGUGA
This is a messenger RNA of Cordyceps fumosorosea ARSEF 2679, 1563 nucleotides long. Its product is annotated as Major facilitator superfamily transporter. Gene Ontology annotation, biological process: transmembrane transport. The record is from RefSeq and is a predicted model, not a curated record. Lineage: Eukaryota; Fungi; Ascomycota; Sordariomycetes; Hypocreales; Cordycipitaceae. The coding region runs from base 1 to 1563 and encodes 520 amino acids. Gene Ontology annotation, molecular function: transmembrane transporter activity. The transcript has 5 exons.